AUGCAGUCCGUCCCGGGCAACACGACAAUAGAGAGGAAUCAGGAUGCAACCGUCUACAUUGGAAACCUCGACGACCGCUCUUCCGAAGCCAUUGUUUGGGAACUCAUGCUCCAGGCUGGUCCAGUAGUCAAUGUCCAUCUACCAAAGGACAGAGUCACCAUGGCCCACCAGGGCUAUGGAUUCUGUGAAUUCGCCACUGAGGAAGAUGCCGAUUAUGCCAUAAAGAUAAUGAACAUGAUCAAACUAUUCGGAAAACCGAUACGUGUCAACAAGGCGACCUCAGACAAGAAGAAUCUAGAAGUCGGCGCAAACCUAUUUAUCGGCAAUCUCGAUCCAGAUGUAGAUGAAAAGCUACUUUACGAUACAUUCUCGGCUUUUGGGCAGAUAUUGCAGACUCCAAAGAUUGCGCGAGACUUGGAAAAUGGAAACUCGAAAGGUUAUGGAUUUGUCGGAUUUGAUAAUUUCGAAUCCGCUGAUGCUGCUAUCGAGGCAAUGAAUGGCCAAUAUCUCGCUAAUAAACCGGUCAAUGUCACGUAUGCAUUCAAAAAGGAUGGCAAGGGUGAAAGGCAUGGAACUGCUGCUGAGAGGCUACUGGCAGCACAAGCUAAGAAGAAUCAACCUACCCAACUACCCAAUCGUCUAUUUGCUGAAAUACCUGGUCAGCAACAACAACAGCAGGGAAUGCCUCAACAGCAACAAAUGCACCAACAACAAAUGAUGCCUCCAAGUGUAGCAACUGGUGCCAACGCUAUACAAAUGGUUCCUCCAAUGGGAUUCAUGCCGCCUCCGCAACAGCAACAGGUGUAUGGCGGUCAAGGUGGAUUUGGUGAUCCAAGUCAGUUUUAUAAUAUGCCACGACCCCCACCAACACCAUUCGGAAUGCCACCACCAUUUGGCGGACAGCAGUUUCCUGGUCAGUUUGGUGGAAUGCCGCCACCACCUCCUCAUAUGCAAUAUAAUCCGCAACAGCAGUGGCAGCAACAGCAGCAAGGUGGUCGAUAA
This is a messenger RNA of Synchytrium microbalum, 1002 nucleotides long. RefSeq lists its product as uncharacterized. The coding region runs from base 1 to 1002 and encodes 333 amino acids. The transcript has 6 exons. Gene Ontology annotation, molecular function: RNA binding. Gene Ontology annotation, biological process: positive regulation of mRNA splicing, via spliceosome. NCBI's taxonomy places the organism in Eukaryota, Fungi, Chytridiomycota, Chytridiomycetes, Synchytriales, Synchytriaceae. Gene Ontology annotation, cellular component: nucleolus; U12-type spliceosomal complex. The record is from RefSeq and is a predicted model, not a curated record.